Messenger RNA from Perca flavescens (yellow perch), 839 nucleotides. It is a transcript of the gene pole4, whose product is annotated as polymerase (DNA-directed), epsilon 4, accessory subunit. Gene Ontology annotation, molecular function: protein heterodimerization activity. Bases 166 to 555 code for a protein of 129 amino acids. Gene Ontology annotation, biological process: DNA-templated DNA replication. Gene Ontology annotation, cellular component: nucleus; epsilon DNA polymerase complex. NCBI's taxonomy places the organism in Eukaryota, Metazoa, Chordata, Actinopteri, Perciformes, Percidae. The record is from RefSeq and is a predicted model, not a curated record. The transcript is spliced from 4 exons.
GUGACUGGCUGACAAAUCAGCGCAGGCCCCUCACCGACAGGCCGGAAACACAUGCUGCUGGCGCGCUGUUGUAUGAUGUUGUUGUCAUCAUCUGUGACAUGUUGGUAGAAAACGGUAGUGAAUUGUGUGUUUUUUGAAGUAUAACGAUCGGGUUAAAAACGGAGAAUGGCAGCAACAGCGGCUACACCUGUCACCCCCACGGAGCCCGACCCUGACCGGUGUGUGAAUGAGGAGGAGAGCCGCGGGGCCGAGGCGGAGGAGGUGAACACCCAGCAGCAGACAGGCCCCGCGGCCGCCGUGAGCCACAGCCGACUGUCCAAACUCCCGCUGGCUCGCAUCAAGGCGCUCAUGAAGACUGAUCCAGACGUGUCGCUCGCCAGCCAGGAGUCUGUGUUUAUCAUCGCUAAAGCCACGGAGUUGUUUGUUGAGAUGAUUGCCAAAGAUUCCCUGGUGUACGCCCAGCAGGGGAAGAGGAAAACUUUGCAAAGAAAAGAUUUGGACAACGCAAUAGAGGCCAUAGAUGAAUUUGCCUUUCUUGAAGGCACACUAGAUUAAAUGCUGCUUCAAAAGACGAGAACAUUACAUAUCUGCAACCAUCCAAGUAACUUUCCGUUACAGGGACACGAUUUGUUGUGAACACCUUUCUGGUACUUUUUCUAAGUCAAACUCUCAAAAUGGAUAUUUAGAAAUUUGUUGUUUUUUACAAUGUGCCAUUUAGAUUUGUCAUGCUUAACUUUGAAGACAUCAGUGGUAAUGUGUAAAUUUCUUUGUAAAUAUUUGUGAAAUACUACUGUACAAUGGAAUAAAUGUAAGUUUUAAACAGUUUCUUUUCAAAUGAA